This is a messenger RNA of Schizosaccharomyces osmophilus, 1749 nucleotides long. It is a transcript of the gene aah2, whose product is annotated as alpha-amylase-like protein Aah2. Gene Ontology annotation, molecular function: alpha-amylase activity; calcium ion binding. The coding region runs from base 1 to 1749 and encodes 582 amino acids. Lineage: Eukaryota; Fungi; Ascomycota; Schizosaccharomycetes; Schizosaccharomycetales; Schizosaccharomycetaceae. Gene Ontology annotation, biological process: carbohydrate metabolic process. The record is from RefSeq and is a predicted model, not a curated record. The transcript is spliced from 4 exons.
AUGGAUGUACUUCUGGUAAAAUUUUUCAUCCUUUGUUUUUUUUCGAUCAGUCUUUUUCAACUCUCGCAAGCAGGACACAGCGUUGAUGAAUGGAAAGAAAGAUCAAUAUAUCAAGUCAUUACCGAUAGGUUCUCUCUAAAUAAAGAUGCUCACGAAAGACUUCCUUGUGAUCCAGCUCGAUUUAUGUAUUGUGGAGGAACUUGGAAUGGAAUUCGAGAUCAUCUUGACUAUAUUCAAGACAUGGGCUUUGAUGCCAUAUGGAUAUCUCCUAUAUUCGAAAACGAAGAGGGAAAUAAGAUUGAUGGUUGGUCAUAUCAUGGAUACUGGACGAAAAAUCUGUAUGGCUUAAAUCACCAUUAUGGAACGAAAGAAGACUUCAAAAAUUUAGUAGAAGAGUUGCACAGAAGGGAUAUGUGGAUACUAUUGGAUAUAGCUAUAAAUUCGAUGGCUUUAAACGGACCCCUUGAGAAUAUAACGUUCGAUGGAGUGGUACCUUUUAACGAUGAGUCAUAUUUCCAUCCAUUUUGUUGGGUUGAUUAUGAACUGAAUGAUGUUGAAAUAGUUCAAAAUUGCUGGCUUGGAGAUGACAAUCUUGUUUUAGCAGAUUUGGAUACAGAAAAUCCCGUUAUUGUAGAAAUAUUGCAGAAAUGGCUUCGCAAUGUCGUAGAGGAAUAUGACAUAGAUGGAAUUCGUUUUGAUGCUACAAAGCAUGCUCCUGUGGAGUUCUGGUCAAAGAUGGCAGAAGCUGCUGGAGUAUUUACGAUUGGUGAAUAUUUUACGGGAUCGCCAAGUGAAGCCUGCGACUAUCAGAAUGCUGGUUUAGAUUCUUUUUUGAAUUUUCCUCUUUAUUGGCCGAUGACUUGGGCUUUUAACAAUACUGGUCUUCAAUGUGAAGCACUUGCGACGGUAAUUAAUCAAAUUCAUUCUCAAUGCCGAGAUGUGAAUGCAUUGGGAACGUUCAUCGGAAAUCACGACUUGCCUCGAAUUGCUCAUAAUAACACAGAUCAAGCCCGUGUCAUGAACGCAAUUAGCUUUGUCAUGAUGUGGGAUGGAAUUCCUAUUAUAUAUUAUGGAACGGAACAAAAUUUCAACACUUUUCAUGAUCCUUUUAACAGGGAAGCACUUUGGUUGUCUAAAUUCGACACGGGUAACGUGUACUAUAAAUUGAUUGGGGCCUUGAACCGUUUUCGAAAGUCAGUCCAGAAGAAAGACCCCGAAUACGUGAAUACCCAAUCUACCAUUCUAAAAGUGCAACUUCAUUAUAUGGUUAUCCAGAAGCAUAAAGUUAUCAGUGUUUUAGGGAAUUGGGGUGUUCACAGUCAAGAAGGCUUAACAAUUUUAUUCAUUCCAAUGGACGCUCAUCCGGGAGAUGUUUAUUACGAUGUUAUCAGCGACAAAACGUACAAGGUGGACCAGCAAGGAAAACUUAGUGUUGAAAUUUUCUUUGGAUUUCCUGUUAUAUUGUAUCCGCAAACACAGGGUGAAAUCCAUAUUCCUGAGUUUACCCCUACCCUAUUACCGGAGACUACAUUUAUUCCUAGUAUUACGAUUACAACUCAUUAUGUGGAACCCACCUACGACGUCCCUUUUGGUUAUGAUAUGCGCGAUCAUCCAGGAGGUCAACGAUUCUGGAAUUCCAUUGUUUCACAAAAGAGCUCCUCGCCUGAAAGUACUUCAGCCCCAGGGAAAGUAUUGCCCAUCCUUUUAUCUUUUUUCACCUUGCUCUUGCCUAUCUUUGUUCUCGCGUGA